CAGUUUUCCUCCACGUUGGCCGCACAUGCGCAGAAGGCUCGGUCACCUGCACGAACAAGGAAGUCAAAGGAGCGUUCAAUGUGAAAUCAAAACAUUUCUUAGACUGAUAGUUGUCAUCUGCUCGUCAAUUUUUAAAGCAACGUCGACUGGACAAGAUGUUCAAAAAACUCAAGCAGAAGAUAAACGAGGAGCAGUCGCCGCAGAAGAACGCGCAGACUCCUCAACAGGCCCAGAUGGUGUCUGGAGACCGCCGGAACAGCCAAACUCGCCCAUUUCAGCAUGACGGUGUUCCUUCUGCCAGUGACAGAGAGGUACUGGCCGGAAUGAUAGCAGAACCCGCUUUUCUCUCUGAGUAUACUAUCUUUGCUCUGGACCAUUCAAAACGACCCAAAACAGCACAGGUAGCCAGUGUGAGUGCCUCUAAAGAGCCAACCGGAUCUCCCAGAGGAAGUAUCAAUGGGGAUGGAAGCGUGUCUCCUCAUAGAGAAGAACCACAGUCCUUUGCCCAAAAACUACAGCUCAAAGUCCCCUCAAUGGAGUCCAUCAUUCGAAGUGGCGCCAGUCGGGCUGAACACCUCUUCCGCUCUCCCUCGAAAGAAAACCUGGUUCGGAGCUCAUCACGCGAGUCCUUGGCACAUUUGGGAGAAAACGAAGCCUCUGGUGCCCCUACAUAUGACCCGCCUUCAGACAUUGAGAGUGAGGCUGAAGAGGCGCCAGGGAACACAGAGUCUCUCUCCAAAGAUCAACUGCUGCAUCGUUUGGUCAGAGUGGAGACGAGUCUGGGGAAGUAUCGUGGAAAGUACUCAGAGCUGGUUACUGCAUAUCGUACAGUGCAACGAGAUAAAGAAAAAACACAGGCCAUCCUCAGCCAGUGUCAAGACAAGGCCCUCCGCAGAAUAGGAGAACUACGAGAGGAGUUACAAAUGGACCAGCAGGCAAAGAAACACCUUCAGGACGAAUUUGAUGCCGCACUGGAGGAGAAAGACCAGAUGAUUACUGUCUUGCAAACUCAGGUUACUCUGCUGAAGAAACGAGUUAAGGGAAUGACUGACGGUGCUUUGGACGCAGAGGGUGAGCCGACCAUUUCUACAGAUGCUGCAGAUUCCAAAUCCACCAGCCUAUCAAAGGACCAGGAAGGAGAACCUGAAAUACCUGAGGAAGAGGGCAUCAGCGAUCCAGCUAAACUUUUGGAAGCGCUGCAGAAGCGAGUGAAGAGGCAAGAGAACCUCCUGCAUAAGUGCAAAGAGAUGAUACGGAUGCACAAGGAGCGCAGCGUCCACAUUAGUAGUGAGAAUGAAACUCUGCAAGAGCAGCUGCAGGAGAGACUCCAAGAACUGGAAAGGAUGAAGGAACUGCACACGACUGAGAAGUCCAAGUUGAUCAAUCAGUUGCGCGAUGUCAAGAACCAAAAUGAACAGCUGGAGCAGGACAAGGGUAUGGUGAUUGCUGAAACAAAGCGGCAGAUGCACGAAACUCUGGAAAUGAAAGAAGAGGAGGUCGCGCAGCUCCGGUCCAGGCUCCACCUGGCUAAUGCCCAGAAUGAAGAUCUGCAGGACCAGAAGGAAAAGGCUGAAAAAUCCGCAUUUGAAGAGCUUGAAAGGGCAAUGGCUUCAGCGCAUAAGGCUGAGGAAGCACGAAAGCAGCUGCAGGUUCAGAUGGAGGAGCAGAUGAGGGAAGCAGAACAAAUCAAUGAAGAAGAGAGGAAGAGUCUGCAGCAGGAGCUAACACGGGUCAAACAGGAGGUUGUCACAAUCAUGAAGAAAUCUUUGGAAGAAAAGGUGGCCAACAUGGAAAAAUCCCAUAGUGAAGCCCUGGCUGCCAAGGAAGAGGACAUAAGUGACAGAAUCAGCAAGGCAGUGGAGCAGUGUAAAGAGGAGUUUGCUCAGCUAACCAAGGAAAAAGAGCAUCAGGUCUCUCUUGCUCUGGAGGAUGCAGAGUUACAGAAGACAGCUCUUAUUUCGGAGGGCGAGAAUAGAGUUAAAGAGAUUCAACAAGAGCUGGAAGUAGCAAAAACUAGAAUAAUGGAGUUGGAGAGCUCCUUGGAGAAGAUGUCCCAAGAUGGAGCAGUGCUGUCCCAUGAACAAUCCGAUCUACUGGACAAGAUGAAGGACAACCACAAAGAGCAAAUGUCUGCAUUAGAGGAAGAGCACCAGGCACAGCUGGAAAAGCACAAGGACACUCUAUCCCAGCAGCACAAAGCUGCUCUGGAAGAGCUCAAGGAAAAACAGAGGAUGGAGUUGGAGACACUUCUGAAAGAGAAAGACCUGCAGAUUCGUCUGCACACCGAGGAGAUGAAUCAGAAAUUGGAUGCAAAGCAAGCAGAGCAUGAAGCACUUUCAGUUGAACUUUCUGAAAUUUUGAAGAGUAAACAACUUUUGGAACUGAAGUUGGUUGAAGUCCAAGAUGCACAUUGUUUAGCUGUGCAGGAUCAGGUGGUCAAGCACAGUGAAGAAAUGGAAAAUAUUAAGCAGAAGCAUGAACAGUCACUUGGAGGAAUGGAGAAAACCCUGAUGGAGGAAGUUAAUGCAUUGAAAGUUAUUUUAAGAGAGAAGGACAAGGAAAUUGAAGAGCUAAUUCAAGGAGAGAAAACGCUAAAAGAAAAAUUACACUGCGAUCUGGAAGAGCUGGGUGUCAGAGCAAAGCAACUGGAGGAUUUGCAGCAAUCCUUAUCACAUCUCCAGAUGGAAAAUUCAAAGCUGAAAGAAGCUCAAGAAGAAUCAAAUAAACUCUCAAACGAUCUCGUUCAGUCUAAGACCGCCUUGACAGAUUUGCGAUAUCAGCUUGAAGUAGGGAAAAAGGACUCUCAACACAAAGAGUUAUUACUUCAAGAAUUAGAGCAGCAAUUACAGCAGAGCAAAAAGGAACUCGCAGAGCAGGAAAAGUUGCACGGAGAAGAUCUCGACACUAAAAAGGAAGAGCAAAAGAACCUCAUGAAACAGUUGGAGGAUGAAAGAGAUGCUCAAGAGAAGAAGCUGAAUGACACUAUAACAGAGCUGCAAGAUAAAUUGAAAACGCAGGAAACAAAAAUGGACAAGUUCAAACAGAAGGCCAAAGAAAUGCAAGAUCACUUUAAGAAAAAAAUUCAGCAAAAAGAAGAAUCCAUGAAGAUGGCACUUGCAAAGAAAGAUGAGGAGCUCCAACAAAAAGAGCAACAGGUCCAAGAGAAAAUUUUAGAGAUGGCUCAGAAAAAUUCAGAAGGCUUAAACGAUACAAUGGCAGAGCUGCAAGCUAACCAUUUGGGGGAAGUGGAGAAAUUACGUGAUAUCCAUAAACACGAAAUCUUGGAGCUGGAGCGCCAUUGGCAGGAGCAGUUAAAACAGCAGGAGGAGGAAUUAGUGGAAAAACACUCAACCGUACUUCAGGAAAACAUACAAGAGCUGCAAGAAUGUUCUUUAAAACUUAACAGGAGCAAAGAUGAUCAUGAGCAGCUACUAACUGCAAUGAAGAACCAAAAGGAGGAGCUUGCGAUUCAAGAAACAACUGUGCAAAAGCUUAAAGAAGAACUUCAUGAUGCAGGGGUUAAACUUGAAGAUUUGUCAACAAGAGACACUUUACUGAGAGAACAACUAGAAUCAGUAGAGAGGAACCUCAGCCAGGCUUUGAAUGAGCGAGACACCCUUAAGGACAGGCUCAACAUAACAGAGGAAGAGAGCAGAGCGAAAUUAAAGACUUUGUCAGACAAUUUGGUGGAUGUGAAGAAGCAGCUUCAAGCCUUUGAAAGUUCGAGACUGAAGGAAUGUGAGGACUUGCAGAAUAAAUCUGCAGAAGAUGCCAUUCAGAGAGAAGCCCAGUUCCAACAGCAGUUCCUUUUGAUGAGCACCCAAAUGCAGCAUUACUGCGAGGACGUCCAGAGCAAAAUGGUGGACGGCACCUCCGAACUUUGUCAGAAAGUUGAACUUAGAGUCUCUGGUUUAAAAGAGAGACUUCUGUGUAGCCAGAAAAAUGUUGUGCACCUUAAAAAUAUUCUUUCGAGCAAAGUCGAGAGAGUUUGCACUUUAGAGGAGAAUUUGCGCCAGAAGAGCGAGGAGAAUAACAAACUAUGCAUUUCAUUAGAACAGGCGACUGCUCAGGUAAAUGCUCACAUGGAGCAAAUCAAAGCCUUAACGACGGAGAAUGAGAAAAAUUCUCUUUCAGUAAGCGAAAAAGCUCUGAAGACGGAGGAGCUGAGUGAAUUCAACAGAGUCAUAUCGAUGAGUCUGAAGGAAAAUGAGUUGCAAGUGACUAACUUGGAAGGCAUCAUCAGUGACUUGAAACAGCAACUCGAAGGUAAGGAGGAAGCCAUACUUAAGCUGAAGCAGCAGCAUGAAGAGGAGAGACAAAAGGCAUUAGCCGAAAUGGAAGAGACCGUUCGGAGGUUAACGCAGGAGCGAGAGGCCACUUCUGGCCAAGCAAGUGCUCUUAAUGCAAGUCUGUCUGAGAGUGACAACACUGUAGCAUCUCUGAAGAGCAGGCUCGAUGAGCUGGACCGCCUUGUCUCUGAGAAGGACGAGGCGUUGCAAAGGCUCACUGUGAGUUUUGACAAUCAGUCCGUCAGCAAAUCUGAGAUGGACCAAGUUUUGAGCGAGAAGGAGCAGAGGGUGAGCGGUCUGACUGCAGAACUCGAGAGCUCCAACCGUCGGCUCUGUGAGCUCCAGGAGCAGUUCGACUUAAAGAUAAAAGAGUGCGAACAACUCACAGUCGACCUCAAGCAGCAGCACAGCAUCAGGGAAAACGAGAAGAAAGAAUUGGUUGAAAAGCUGCAAAAGAAUGGCCACUUAGAACAAGAGCUGGUGGAAAAACUGCACCACCUCGAGAAGGACUACCAAAAGUGCAAGAGCCAACUCAAGACUCAGGAAGAUGAAUUCGAAAGGCUGAAAGAUGAGAUGAUGAAAAGCAAAGAGGAGUGCGUGAAAGAAACCGAGGAGAGGUUGACAACAGAGAGCAAUCGUAAAGUUUCGGAGCUAAAGAAGAAAGCGGAACAGAAAAUCGGACAAAUUAAGAAGCAGCUCACUUCACAGCUCGAUGAAAAAGAUGAGCUUCUCAAGAGUCUUGAGGCGAGCCACGAGGAAUUCAAGAAAAAUGAGACCUCCAGUAAAGAAUGCAUCGACACAUUAGAGACGAAAAACAAAAAGCUCGAGGAAGAUCUUGUCAAGCUCAAAGAAGAGCAGGCGAGCCAACUGGAACGGACUCAGGCUGAUGAGAGGCGGACAAUGGAGAAGUCUUUAGAGGAACUGAGGAGCAUGUAUGAAGAGAAGCUGUCCGCACUACAGCGAGAUUCACUCCAUCAAACGGAGCUCAAACAAGCGGAAGCUCUUGAAAUGGAAUCUAGGCUGAAAGAGGCAGAGAAGCAGAAAGAAGAGCUACUUGAAGCAAUUAGCACGCUGAAAGAAGAAAUGACACAGAAGCUUGUUCAGUGUGAUGAACAUCAAGCUGCCUCGGUGCAGGCCCAGACGUCAGUUGAACCCGACAGGAAGAUUGAGCGGAGUAGCCUCCAACAAACCAAGAGCAUGUUGGAAAAUGAGAUGGAAAACCACUUAGCCAACCCGGAGGAGGAUUCUCUCGAGUCUCUCAAAAGCAAACUAAAUCACAUGAAGAAUGAGAAGGAGAAAAUUCACAAAGAUUUCACCCGGUUGCAGAAAGACAUCAGAUUAAUGAGGAAGGAGCACGAUCAGGAACUUGAAUAUGCAAAGAAACAGUUGUUGGAGGAGAGCGAACAGAAGCUAAAAUUGGAGUUAGAAGACAUUGAAAUGAAGCACAACUCAGCGAUCAAGCAGUUAAUGAGGGAGUUCAAUACACAAAUGGCCGUAAAAGAGAAGGAGAUAGACACAGCAGUGACAGAAACCAUUGGCAAGGCCCAGAUUGUGGAGGCGGAGCUUCUCAGUAGCCAUCGAGAGGAAACCAUCCAGCUGCAGAAGGCCAUUGCCCAGAAGGAGGAUGAAUUGAACAGAACUGUUCAGAAAUAUGAGCAGGUCAUCCAGAGUCGAGAGGAGGAGAUGGGCACUCGAGUGUGGCAGGUCCAGAAAGAACUGGAGGAGCUACAAGCUAGGAGCCACGACACCUCCGAGAUGAGCCCCGAGAAACUACAGGCGCAGCUUGCCGAGAAGACGACUUUGUUGAGUGAAGCUCGACUGAAGGAGCAGGGCUUUGUUGAGAGGAUUCACUCGCUUGAGGACAAGAUUAAAUGUUUCCACCGGAACACAGUCGUAACUCAUCUGGGGAGCAUGUACAAAGAUGCUGCACUCAACAAACCUGAGCCGCUCUCAGAAGCUACUGAGAUGGAGUACCUGAAGAAGGUGCUGUUUGAGUACAUGAUGGGACGAGAAACAAAAACGAUGGCCAAAGUGAUAACAUCCAUGCUGAAGUUUCCUCCAGACCAGGCUCAAAAGGUUUUGGACAAAGAGGAAUCCAAAGCAAUGCAUUGGUUGAGCGUCUGAUGCUUUGAGAUGAAAAUCAUAACGACUUGCUGCUGCUGCUGUUGCUGAAGGGGAAGACUGCCAAGGAUUUGAUGAAACCCUUCUCUCUGUAUUACUUCUAUAGUUGUGUGAAUGACCGCACACUGAAUUUUAGUGUGUUUUGUAUAGUUUGGAAUGUGUGAGUAACACUACAAGUAUGAGGGAAUCCAAACACAAAUCUUCCAUACAUCUGCAUUUUAUUUGAGAUUAAUUUGUGUUUUAGAUGCUAUGCUUCUUAUUCUUAAAUGUGUUUAUACAGAUUGGCGUGUGCAAUAAAUGGUACUGGUGUCUUAUCACAUAUCGAGGACCACAGUCAGUUGGUUUAUAGAUUUUCUUGUGACAUGCUGUCGUCCCGUUCACUUCCCUCUGCAAAACUUUAAAUGACCCUUUACCUCUGCCCUCACUACACGUUUAAGUUGGCCGCCUGUUGACCCCUUAUUUCUUCCCCAAGCUUUGUAGUCCACCCCUGACCCCAACCCCAAACGACACUGUACUUUGUAUUCAAAUGGGAUAUGUACCAUAGGGCUCAAUAUGACUUGCUAUACGUUUUCUGUAUAACAAAUUAAAUCUUAUUUACAGAAUA
Hippocampus zosterae (dwarf seahorse) is the source of this 7014-nucleotide messenger RNA. It is a transcript of the gene golga4, whose product is annotated as golgin A4. The transcript has 25 exons. Gene Ontology annotation, biological process: Golgi vesicle transport. Gene Ontology annotation, molecular function: small GTPase binding. Lineage: Eukaryota; Metazoa; Chordata; Actinopteri; Syngnathiformes; Syngnathidae. The record is from RefSeq and is a predicted model, not a curated record. Bases 156 to 6413 code for a protein of 2085 amino acids. Gene Ontology annotation, cellular component: Golgi apparatus.